AUUGAAUAAAAAAAUUCUAUAAAUUAAAGAAAAGAAAAAUUUGUAGCUGAUAUAAAUCUUCUUUUUAAUUUUCACAAAACUUAUUUCAGCACUUCUCUUUAACAUUGUGAAAAGAAAGAGAAUAAAGAACUUAUUGUUCAAGUUAAAAGUAAAAGAAGUAAAAGAAGCAAGCAAGUUUCAAGUACUUGAAAGGAGAUCUGCUCUGCAAAAUACUGCACAUAGUUAAAAGUGUGUUUUCCUUUAUUUAUUUAUUGUUUUGAAGGCAAAUGAAAAUAAAUGAUAUUGAAAAUGGGGCGUGAGUGGAAAUGUGGGAGUACCUACUAAAAAUCUAAAUUGAACAGAAAGUUGUGAGGUUUUAUGGGUUUUGAAGUUGAAGAGUGAAGGCAAAUUGAGACAUUGAGGGAGAAAAGCUGUGCCAAUCUAGGUAUCUUUUGAAGAAAAAAAAUACACAAAGUUUAUAUUAUUUUUAUACUUAACACAUACCAUACUGUAUUCAUAAGCAAAAGUGAUCUGGUUUAAUCAAACUCCUAUUUUUGGAACACGAAAAUAAUUUUUUAUAUCAUUGAAUAUAUUGUGUAUAUCUUUUCUUUUGUUUUUCAAGUGACAGGGUUUCGGAAAUCCAGUGACGAAAGCAUUUUAUGAAUUUCAGAAUUGCAACUUCUGGAAAUAUUAUAUUUAUGGUAAAGUUCAAUAUAGAACACAGUUUUUAUGGUGAAAUUUUGGUUUUACUUUUUAAUUAGAAAUACCGAAAAGUACUGAUUUUGAAAUGAAAAUAGUAAACGUUUUUGCGCAUCUCCCGUGAAGCGCUUCGGAAGAAGGGGAUGCUGCUUAUAGCCUCUUAGGCGCAAAGUGCGAAACGACGAAUAAACAAAGCCGUGCGGCGAGCGAAUAAAUAAAAUAAUGCAGCUUUUGAUAUUGUGUGGCGCUGCAAAUAGCGCGCCGGCCGAGUGGAGAGGCGGUCGAGUGGUGGUGCAGUCAGUCGGUCGGGAGUUGCAGAAAUGCCGUCGGCGGCGGCGGGCGUUGCGGUGGUAGUGCUGGCCGUCGUGCUGCCGGUGGCCGCCGUCUUCAGCUCGAUGCACUGCGCCAACGUGGACCCUGACUGCUCAAGACACUGCGGCGCCGACCUCCGCAGGCAGCUUCGCAUCGGCCUCGUCCUGCCCAAGGACCAGCACUUCCUCCCGUCUAUCUCCAGGGUGCGACCUUGGGUGGACCGGGCGUUGGAGGUGGCGCACUACAUGAACCUGAUCCCGCGCAGCGAGUACGACGUGUGCGUGAUUGAAGGGGACACGCAGUGCAGCAUGGAGCACGGCCUGAUCACCGCUGUAGACCUGAUGGGCCGCUGCUGCCCGCACGUCUUCAUCGGGCCCACCUGCGAGCUCAGCCUCUCAAGUGUGGCGCGGCUGGUUAAGUUGUGGCAAACGCCGCUGAUCACCGCUGGCGGCCUCGCUUCAGACUACAUGGUGGAUCGGACAAACCCUGAUUCCGAGUACUUUUUGCUCGUGAGGGUCGGCUGGUCCUUCAGGGACAUCGCCAAAGCCCUUGUCGCCUUCAUGGACAAACACCGUUGGCGAAAACUGCUGCUGAUUUAUGACACGUUCGGAUACGCGGCGGUGUCCGGUUUCCAAACAUGUUACCUGAUGAUGACCUCGCUGGUGUCGCUGCUCAAGCAGAGGAACUUCACCUACUCGGCCUACGACACGGACAAGAACCGCCAGAGCUCCAUCAAAGAAAACCUCAGGCGCGAAAUGGGCUACGUCUACAGUAUCGUCGUGAUCUGCGCGAACCAGACAACCGUGCGUGAAAUCCUGCUGGCCGCCGAGGAGCUCAACAUGGUCAGCAGCGGAGAAUACGUUUUUUUCAACAUCGAAUUGUACAGCGGAAACGCGGUGCAGCAGUCGUGGAACGUGUCUUGGGAUUUGCCGGAGAGGAACGAAAGGGCGCGCAAAGCGUACGAGGCGCUUCUCACGGUCACGGCGCGCAACCCCAAGGACCAGGAAUACGAGCAGUUUUUCAACGAGGUGCACCAAAUCGCCGAAUACAGGUUCAAUUACACGUACAGCCAGGAGGAGGGGGUGAGCACUUUUGUGACCGCUUUUCACGACGCGGUGCUUCUGUACGCCCACGCACUCAGGGAGACCCUCAACAACAAUGGCACCGAGAGGGACGGCGAGGACAUCACCCGUCGCAUGUGGAACCGAACUUUCACUGGGAUCGCGGGCGAGGUGACCAUUGACGAGAACGGCGAUAGGGUGGCCGACUACUCUUUGUUGGACCUUGACCCCGAGACAAACUCCUUUCAGGUAGUUGCAAACUACGUGGGCCAGAACCGCAGUCUUGAAUUCGAGCCUGGCAAGAAGAUCCACUGGGCCGGUGGGAGGACGAGCGCACCCCCUGAUACACCAACCUGCGGUUUUGACGGCAGUCUUUGCCCAGAUAAUUCGUUGCCUGGCUACGCGAUUCUGAGCAUCGUCUUGAGCUCGGUAGUUGUCAUCCUAUCGAUCGUUUCCUUCUUCAUAUACCGUCACUACAAAAUCGAGGCGGCGAUCGCGUCGAUGACGUGGAAAAUUAGUUGGUCCGAAAUCAACAAGGCGGGAGCGGCCGCGGCCAAAUGCAGAGGCAGCAUGUACAGUUUGGCCAAAAGCGAAAAUACUUUCUACUCGGAAGACGCCGUGUCGCCGUCUGACAACACCAAAAGGCAGCAGUUUGUGCCCACCGCCAUAUUCAAGGGAAACAAAGUGGCCAUCAAGAGCAUCAGCGCAAGAAACAUUGAGCUGACGCGACCUCUACUUUUGGAUUUGAAAAGGAUGAAGGACCUGCACUACCCGCACCUGGUGCGUUUCAUCGGCGCGUGCCUUGAUGCGCCGCACUGCUGCCUGCUGACUGAGUAUUGUCCCAGGGGAAGCCUCCAGGACAUCCUCGAGCAUGAGCAAAUACAGCUCGACUGGGUCUUUCGCUACAGCCUAAUGCACGACGCCGUUAAGGGCAUGACGUUUCUACACGCGAGUGAAAUUCGCACGCACGGCAGCCUCAAGUCGUCCAACUGCGUGGUCGACUCGCGAUUCGUCCUGAAAAUCACAGACUUUGGCCUGCACAGUCUGCGCGGGGCCAGCAACAACCUGGCCGACGAGGGCAACACCGACGUCUACGCCUUUUGGAAAAGUAAACUGUGGACGGCGCCCGAGUUGCUGCGAAUGAAAUUCGGCCCUCUGCCUGGGGGUUCGCAGAAGGGCGACGUUUACUCAUUUGGCAUCAUCAUGCACGAAAUUGUCACUCGGCAGGGACCGUUUUACCUUCCAGAACGUCCCGAGUACGACCCCAGAGACAUAGUUGAGGGUGUGAAGGCCGGGGGUCGAUGCCUUCUGAGGCCGUCGCUCUUGGGUCUGCAGUGCGAGCCGCAGGUGGCGCAGCUGAUGGAAAAGUGCUGGGCCGAGGACCCGAUGGAGCGACCUGACUUCACCAACCUGAAGGGCGCCAUCAGGAGGCUGAACAGUUGUUACGAGAGCAGCAACAUUUUGGACAACUUGCUGACGCGGAUGGAGCAGUACGCCAACAAUUUGGAAACGUUGGUCGAAGAACGCACCGCCGACUACCUGGAGGAGAAACGCAAGUGCGAGGAGCUCCUAUACCAACUUCUUCCUAAGUCAGUGGCCAGUCAGUUGAUUCUGGGCCACAGCGUGAUAGCCGAGACUUUCGAGCGCGUCACCAUUUACUUUUCUGACAUUGUCGGCUUCACGUCUCUCUCCGCCGAAAGCACCCCCCUGGAGGUGGUUGAUCUGCUGAACGAUCUAUACACGUGCUUUGACUCAAUUAUUGAAAAUUACGACGUCUACAAGGUGGAGACGAUCGGCGACGCUUACAUGGUGGCGUCGGGUCUGCCGAUGCGGAACGGGGACCUGCACGCGCGGGAAGUGGCGCGGAUGGCGCUGGCGCUGCUCAACGCGGUGCUCACCUUCAAGAUCAGACACAGGCCCGAGGAGCACCUGAAGCUGCGCAUCGGACUGCACACGGGGCCGUGCGUGGCUGGCGUCGUUGGACUCAAAAUGCCGCGUUACUGCCUCUUCGGAGACACCGUCAACACCGCCUCCAGAAUGGAGUCCAACGGCCUACCUCUCAGAAUCCACGUCAGCUCAGUGACGAAAGCUGUCCUGGACACUUUUAAGACUUUCCGCCUUGAGUUGCGCGGCGAGAUAGAAAUGAAGGGCAAGGGGAAGCAGACGACGUACUGGCUGCUGGGAGAGGAGACGACGACGGCACCCUCAGCAACAACACCUUCCUCGGUGGUGGCGCCACCGUCGGAGGACCUUCGGCCGCCUGAACAGAAUGAGCAAAGCAACAACCAAGAGGAGCCGACGUCAUCGACGCCCUUCCUGAACAACGCCAACGGAUAGUCAAUUUUUCUAUUCCACUUAAUUUGUACUUAAUUAUAUUUCAUUUGAAUUAGUCAACGCAUAAAUUUAAGGAGAGACGCUACUGUGCAUUUCAAACAAAACAGUUUAACUAACAUGUGUCCGCAGAAUCAAAUAAUUAUAUUGUGACAGGUGAUUACAUAAUUUAUUAUUGUUGAGUGUGCCAGAAAAUGAAUGUGUUCACAUUUGAAAUAAUAAAAAAUAAUUUAUAUGUUGGUCAACUCUAAAAACAAGCUUUGGUCAGAUCUUGAAUUAUGUAGUUGUUUCUUUGUUUUUUAUUGUAAGCAUAUAAUAUAAAAAAGCUUUAACUUUUUAGCAUGUGUAUUAGAUUAAAUUUCAAAUUGAGCUUUAUAUUUUUGUAUUUUAAGUUUAGAUCAUAUUUUCAGUCCAACUUUUUUUUCCCAUAAACCGCUUGCAAUAGUAUGCAAGUUAAUUUGAAAAUUGAUGUAAGUUAAUUCAUUCAGCCUGAAAAUAAA
Messenger RNA from Neocloeon triangulifer, 4882 nucleotides. Its product is annotated as atrial natriuretic peptide receptor 1. Lineage: Eukaryota; Metazoa; Arthropoda; Insecta; Ephemeroptera; Baetidae. Gene Ontology annotation, biological process: cGMP biosynthetic process; receptor guanylyl cyclase signaling pathway; intracellular signal transduction. The transcript has 23 exons. The record is from RefSeq and is a predicted model, not a curated record. Gene Ontology annotation, molecular function: ATP binding; guanylate cyclase activity; protein kinase activity. Gene Ontology annotation, cellular component: membrane. Bases 999 to 4388 code for a protein of 1129 amino acids.